This is a messenger RNA of Aspergillus tanneri, 3870 nucleotides long. RefSeq names its product protein thtA (gene thtA). The record is from RefSeq and is a predicted model, not a curated record. Gene Ontology annotation, cellular component: nucleus; U2 snRNP. The coding region runs from base 1 to 3870 and encodes 1289 amino acids. The transcript has 5 exons. Gene Ontology annotation, biological process: mRNA splicing, via spliceosome. NCBI's taxonomy places the organism in Eukaryota, Fungi, Ascomycota, Eurotiomycetes, Eurotiales, Aspergillaceae. Gene Ontology annotation, molecular function: protein binding; U2 snRNA binding.
AUGGCUUUCUCAAUGUAUGGCCAAGCUCGUGCUUCAUAUACUUCAGUCAAACGACAUGACGCCGAUCCUAUGGAUAUAGAAAGCCCAACAGCUUCGAAUAUGAGGCCAAAGGUUGGUCUACUUUCCCAUACCUUGGUAUCGAGCCCAAUUAUCCAGUGGAUUUUACCUGCACGGCUUCGAGGGAAACACCAAAAUGACGUUAUAUUCGUUGGUGAGCGGAGCCUGGAGAUCAAAGAAGCUAUCUCUGGUGUGCACUUAGAAGCGGUCACUUCAAAAUCGGAUUUUGAUGCUAAUAUCAUGGCUGCGAAAAUCAUCAACGUGAGCACGGAGUUACCCUGGGAGUCACAAAUGAAAUUGGGAGCCAGCAGUGAAAGUGAACAUACCGCAUCAAUAAUGGAAAACAACCUGCCGCCUCAAAUCUUGCUUCUUAGCAUUGCGUCGAGGGAGUUAGUGUUUCUUUACUACUCAAACGCCAAUGGACAAUUUAUUCACCAUCACCGGCCUUUACCGAAUGAUGUCAGUACUUUUGAGCGUUUUGGCCGAAAUAUUGCAGUGGAACCCAGGUCACGCGCAGUAGCGGUUAGCGCGUCCAGCGAUUAUUUUGGGCUCUUCAUAUUGAAGAAGCCCCCGGUCCUUCAGUCACAGAUGCUACAUAAGCAGCUCGAUCCUAUAGCCGAGGAACGCUUUUUCCGUGUCGAUGGAGACAUUAUUUUCAUGGAAUUUCUGUAUCCCAAAAAUGAAGAUGGCGACAAGGUUAUACUUCUUCUCUUGGUCGCCCAGGAACAAAUUACCCACGCUAUAUGUUACGAGUGGGACCCAAAUGAGCCUCUGCGAGACAUUUCUCCAAGGGUGACAAAGAGACUGCUUCCCUUCGAGGACAGGCUGCCUACCAUGCUGAUCCCAUUAACCAAGACCGCUUCCUUCAUGCUCAUUACAACGACUUCAAUGUCGAUUUAUAGGAGCAGAGUGGACCCUCGGAGACUACCCACUAGGUAUCCGCUCCCUGCUCCCGACCAUGAGUCUCACAGAUCCCCGCUAUGGACUCGGUGGGCGAGGCCAUUGCGUAAUUGGAUCUACAACCAAAAGCAUGAUGACAUUUACCUUUGUCGUGAGGACGGUCGCAUAUUUUACUUGGGUAUUGGCAAUGAUGGGGAAGUCGAGACUCAGACACAGCUAGGACAGCUUUGUUGUGAUGUCGAUGCAGCGUUUGAUAUCUUGGAUAUAGGCCACGAAGGCGGCGAUCUGCUCCUAGCUGCAGGAAAUACAGGGGAUGGUGGUCUGUUUGUUCAAAAGGCGCGAGAUCACCCAAGAUGCGUCCAGAAAUUUAUGAACUGGACACCGGUUACAGACUCUGUUCUCGUCAAGUCUACAAGACAUGACCCCUCUGGUGUGGACGUGGGCGCUGAUCGAAUGUUUGUCUGUUCCGCGUCUUCCUUCGCGCGAGGGGCAAUUGUUGAGCUGCGGCAUGGCAUAGAAGCACAGAUUGGAUUGGCUGUCUCAUUGGAAGAAUUAUCUGGCACUAGAGAUAUAUGGACUAUGUCGGACGGCGCAAACGGAGGCGUUUUCGUUUUGACAUCUGAUCCGGUUUCCUCUGUACUUUUAUAUUUAUCUGCUAAUUUCGGCGACGACAUCUGUGCCGUCGACGAAGUAGACUCUGGUUUGGACUUUAGCGCCCAGACUUUGGCCGCAGGCUGCACCAACUCAGGUGUUGUGAUUCAAGUGACGGAUAAAGCCAUUCAUCUUGGAGCAACAUCCGAUUACUUUUCAAGCUUUCGCUUUCAUUAUGAUGCUGGUCACAGUAUCACGAUUGCCGCGGUGGACGGACCGUCUUGUCUCAUUGCGGUUGCUGUCAGGGCCCAGCAUGAGAUACAUCUUCACAUUAAGAGGCUAACGUCGGAAAGCAACCAACUUCAGUUGUCGAAUGUUGGCGACUUCAUGCGGAUUCCUUAUGAGCCGGUUUGUAUAUCCAUUGAAACUUUUGGGACCGAUUAUUUUGUAUUCAUUGGUACGGGCAACGGGAUAAUCUUGGUUUACCAUCUGGGGCAAAACUCUGUCACUUUUCUAUCCGAAGAGCUCGUUGAUGUUGAAAUGGGCGACGAUAUUUCCAAAGCAAUUGAUAGUAUUUCAACAAUCAGCAUGACUUCAGAAGGGCUUCCAAAUGAAUACGUCCUUCUUUGUGGACUCCGAAGUGGUAUCUUGGUACCUUUCGGACUGUCAUUUGACCGUCACAGUGACAAGGCUGCUCCCAUUGUGAUGCAACAGGCAUCUUCGCAACGACUAGGACACACAUCCGUCAAAAUACAGGGCAGGGGAAACCUUGCAUUGUUGACUUGUGGACAAGGCUUUUGGCAGAUAUCAUGCGUUCAAAGUGGCGGAAGGCCUGAAUAUACACUCAACAAGAUAUGGGUCACUGACCAAAACAAUCCUGCCUACCAGCCACGAAACAUCUAUGGCUUUUCCAUCGCCGGCAUUCUGAACUCUGACAUGGAUGCCCUUUCUGAUACACUGUUCUGUAUUGCCGACGGGCAACUUCUGAUUUGCACUCUUGAUCGGGAUGCCAAAACGGUUCCAAGACGCAUUGACUUGCCGGGCAGCGCUACCAAGCUCGCAUAUUCCCAGUACCUGAAGAGCCUCAUCGUAGCUUACAGCCAAACGGAACUUGACACCGACACCGAUCCUAUUAAACGUUUUACUCGAGCGCGCAUUGAGUUUGUCGAUCCUGACUCUCAACAUGCUGUCGUGGACCCCCGUGAAAUCGGCGCAGAGGACGAGUCGCUUCCUUGGCGGCCACAAGGAGCCGCCGGGGAAAAGAUCAGUUGCAUUUUAGAAUGGACGCCGAAGAAAGGCGACGAAGAAUACCAUUUUAUUGUCAUCGGGACUUCACGGAAGAACCAGACAGAGCGAGGCCGGGUCAUCUUCCUGCAAACGUCGCGGGACUUUACGACUUCAUCACGCGUCGAAUGCCGUGUAAAAUACAUCCACAAAUUCGAGAAACCUGUUUAUUCGAUCGCCCCGUAUGGUGGCUUUACUCUGAUGGUCUCGACUGGCAAUGAGAUCAUUCCACUGGAACCCAAGAUUGGGGAGUCACGAGGGUUCCCAGCAGCCAGAUAUUCCAUCCUAUCCCCGGCGGUUUCGAUUACCACGCACGAACCAUAUGUCUACAUGUCAACCUCUAGAGAAUCUUUGAUGGUACUUAAAGUUACCGAGGACAAACUAGCGCUCCAUGCCCAUGAUCGACAGAAACUCGACGGGCUGUCGCAUGUCCAUCUGGGAGAUCAGAAACUCACCCUCGCCUCCAGUCGAGGAGGGCGAGUCAGUAUAUUGACAGAGAACGGGGUGACGGAAAAUUAUAAAAUGAUGCCCGUUGCACUAUGCGAGGCCCAUCUUCCUUCUUCCGUGACGAAACUCUGUCUGGCGUCCACCGGCUCGACCGUAUCCUCACAUUCACACGUUUUCUACGGUACGGCGAUGAACGGCACGGUCUACCGGUUCUUAACAUUAGCAGAGCAUGAGUGGCGUUUGCUGCGUCUCCUGCAGAAUCUAUGCAUCCGAGAUCCCAUCAUCUGCCCGUUUACCCCCAGGAGGAAACGACUGCGUACCCAUGUGGGCAGCGAGCCAUUGGAGUUCCAGCCCUCUCAGAUGCACAUUGACGGGGACAUCCUGGAUCGCCUCGUGAAGUAUGGUCCUGAUUUCCUGACGCAGAUGCUUGAUACAGACGAGUUUUAUACGCCAUCUACCCCAGAAAGCGGAUCCCCCCAGGCCAUUCUCGAUCGGUUCAGUGAGCUCUCGCGGGAUGUUUUGGGCGAAACACCUAAGCCAGUUGAAGCUGUGAUGGGAUGGUUGAAACGGACACUCUAUGUGGGAUUCUAG